AUGCCUGCCUACUAAGUGAUCGACGUCGUCAGUUGUUCGCCGUCACCGUCGCCGGAAACCGGCGAACCCGAUGAGAAGCCGUAUUUCUGUCAGCGAUGCCUCAAUCACGGUGGAUUCUAUCCGCGAAAAGGCCACAAACCGCACUGCGAAUAUCUAACGUGUCAGUGCAAUGAUUGCGCGAUGGUCGAACAACGCCGACGCCUCAACAGCGCGUUGAGUCGGCGAAAGAAGGAGCUGAACCCGCAGGCAACCGUCAAAGGCAAAAGGGUCCGCGAUCCGCAGUGCGCUCGUUGCAGCACUCAUGGGGUCAACGUUCCGCUUCGAGGCCACAAGAAAACCUCAUGCCCGUUCAAUAAAUGCGAAUGCGAUAUGUGCGAGUUGGUCGAGGUUCGCCGCGGUCUGAUGGCGAAGCAGAUCAAGCUGCGUCGCCAACAGCAGCGUCUACGCAACGGCGGUGUGCCGAAAAUCGCGCAGCCGAAGCCGAUGAAGACGACGGCGGCGGCGACGAAGCGCGCCGAGCGAACGCGUCGCGCUUCAGUAUCGGCGCCAUCAUCGCCGGCCUCGUCGGACGUUUGCACACCGCCGCCAAUGCUCCAAAUGCCGAUCGACACAAUCACACCGCCGCCAUUGGCGCCAACGAGCCCGAUGCUGUUCGCGCCGAUUCCAAUGUUUCCAUCGUUGCUCUCGCAGCCGCUCAUGUUCCAGAAUCCGCUAUUCGCACAGCUUCUCAUCCAGCAACUACAAUUCCCGCCGCAACCGCAAAUGCCCUACUUCAAUGCGCUUCUUCCAUGA
Messenger RNA from Caenorhabditis bovis, 792 nucleotides. NCBI's taxonomy places the organism in Eukaryota, Metazoa, Nematoda, Chromadorea, Rhabditida, Rhabditidae. The record is from the annotation of a GenBank genome assembly.